Paramecium sonneborni is the source of this 3065-nucleotide messenger RNA. The record is from the annotation of a GenBank genome assembly. Lineage: Eukaryota; Ciliophora; Oligohymenophorea; Peniculida; Parameciidae.
AUGCUAUCAAACCCUCACUUAAGCAACUAUAUAAGGUUUUUCUAGAUAAUAUCAGACAUGGAACAGGAAUGUCUGAUCACAUAAAAAGAGAAGCACCAAUUAAAAGUGAAUCUUACGCUAAAAGACAUGUAACUAGUUAACAUGAUUGCACUAAAUUCAGGUAGUGAAGGAUUACAAUUAUUCAUAAGAUGCCGAUGAUGAAGAGUUCAAAUACAGCAUAAUAAACUAUUUGAGAAAGCAAACCUAAUCUCCUCGUUAAAAGUAGGGACAGAAAAUCAGAUGCAAAUCAACUGGAAUAGAAAUGAGUCCUAUACGUUUGAUUCGACGAAAUUCAGUUAGCAAAGACUCAAAAGUGACUGAGGAAUAAUUGCUUUAAUAAAUUGAUGAUUUAAAUGAUUCUCUAGUAAUGAUUCUCUAGAGUGAAAACAAAUGCGUAUUUUAGUCUUUUUAAUAGUUUUAUUUAGAUACUUACACCUACGGUAACUGAGAAAUUGAGGAGUAUUUUGGAAGUGAUACAAAAAACAACUAUCUCUUCACCAUCAACAACAACCACUAAAAUACUGUAAACAGAAGAAUCAGAGAAUUGUAAAAUUGUGGAUAAAUUUACAUAACUCUAUUCUGAUAUGAAAGUAUUCAUCAUUAUCAUUUAUAUAGAAACACUAUACAGAUUAUCUUAACUGUCAUCUCUUAUUAAUGGAUAAUAAUCUAUCAUAUGAGACAUUAGUAUAAAGUGUCAAAAAUUUCGUUAAAAAAUUAAUCGAUGCUGAUUAAAUAACUUAUUUGCUACUCAAAGAUGAUGAAUCCUAAUAGACAUACUAUUCUGCUGAAGAUAAAUACAUCAUUACUAAUGAUAAGUAAAUCUACAAUGAAACACAACUUAUUCAACCAAAUAAAGUCUUACUUUUAGAUGAAUGCAAUUUCUAUCCUGCUUUAAGUGAGUUAUUCAAAAUUAAACUAUACAAAAAGAACUACAUCAUCAAAUUAAAUAAUCAAGAUGUAUUUGUUUGUUUUCAUUUAUCUGAUCAAACAUCUAUUAUUAGUGAAUUCCUAGCUUUGGCGGAUGAAUUUGAUAUAUUUGAUGAUUUAAAUUAAUUAUCCACUUUCUUAAUUGAAACAAUCAAACAAGCUAAAAUUUAAAUAUUCACACCUCUUUAAAUAUCACAUAUGAUUUAGGGAAUAGGAAUUGCAUUCAUUCGAAGUUCCAAGUAUUUAUUCAUUAAAAAAUGCAUUCACAUUUUACAAUCUAAAUAUUAAGUUGAAAUGUAAUUAACUAAAUAUCAUUUUUAGUCAUAUCAAUUCUGGAGAUGGAAUGUCUGUAAUUAGUAGUCCUAGUUUUUUUUAUGGAACUUAAAAAUAAGUAGAUUUUGAUUUUAAAGAUGAACUUAAUGUAUCCAUAACAAUAAAUGGCAUGGAUCUAAAUAAAAAGUCUGAUCUUAUGAUUUACAAAUAAUUGACUCAGAGUUUUAAUAAGUAUUUGAAAUUUAUUAGAUAAUGUUAUGAUCGCACAACUUUCUAUAAAUUCUUUGUUAAAUCAUAGGAUACACUGAUAUUUGAAUUUGAUAAGAUAGGUAGAUUGAUCUUUUUAUCUCGUCCAAUUCCUUAAGAUAUUAAAAAAGAGUUUAAUAUAGAUUUUGAUCCAAAGAAAACAAAGAUGACAUAUUCUUAAUUAUUUUAAAAUGAGGAUUUGCUGAAAUAUAUAGAAAAUUUCCUUUAAGAAUAGAAUAUUCUGAGGGAUAGUGAUCAAUAAUAUUAAGUGUUUAUGAAAAUGGAAGAACGUAAUUUCAAGGGAUUUUUUAUAAUUUUUCAGCAAGGAUGGUUUAAAUAUGAUUAAAAGAAAUUUGAUUUGAAUGAUCCAUCUUUAAAAAAGGAAAUAUAAAAAUAGAUAAUUCAACAAGAGACUAUAAGAUUUAUUGAUAAAUUAGAAUAAAAUAAUCCUUAAAUAUUGAACUCAGUUGUAUAAAUGUUUAAGCCAAGAUCAACACAAAGACAGACAGUUCAUUAUCGUAAUUCUAUUUUAUAAUUUGAACCUGUGAAACUUGGAGGUUAACAUAAAUCAUCUUUACAAUUAGAAGAUUUAGAAACAUUGUGUUAAGUACCAAAUAUAGAUAAUUUUAAUUUCAACAUAUUAAGUGUUGAGGAAAUGGUAUAAAAAUAAUUAGUAGUGAUUGAAAUAUUAAGAUAUCAUAAUUUAAUAAAAGAGUAUGAUAUUCCAUUAAAUAUUCUUUGUUAAUUUUUGAGUGAGAUAGAGCAUAAGUAUAAUAAGAAAAAAAAUGUAUUUCAUAAUUAUGAUCAUGGAAUAUCUGUGAUGUAGAAUGUUCAUGCUAUUUUAAUAUAAUUGCAUAAAACCAAUAAUGCAAAUAUUCUAUCUACAUUUAAUUAAUUUGCUUUAUUAUUAUCAGCAUUAUGUCAUGAUGUUUCACAUACCGGUAGAACUAAUACAUUUGAAAUCAACAGUUUAUCGAAUUUGGCUAUAAGAUAUCAUGAUAGAAGUGUAUUAGAAUAACAUCAUGCAGCUAAAUCAUUGAAAUUACUUUGUGUGCCAGCAACAAAUAUAUUGUAAAGUUUAAAAGGAGAGGAAUUUCGUAAAUUUAGAAGAAUGUUUAUUUCGAAUAUAUUGUAUACAGAUAUAACAGAACAUUUUAAUCUGAUAAAGAAUUUUGAAUCAAAAUAAUUAGAAUCAAAUUUUGGAACUUAAGAUGAAGAUAUAAAGUUAUUAAGUGGCAUGAUUAUUCAUACAUCUGAUUUUACAGGAGGAGCUAAAUAAUUUGACUUAUCAAAAUAAUGGUCAUUUAAAGUAAAUAAGGAAUUUGAAUAACAAUAUGAAUUGGAAGGUAAAUUAGGUUAUCCAUAAUUACCAUAUAUGAAAGAUUUAUAGAAGGUAAAUGAUUUUAUAUAUGAUUCGAUAGUUACCUGUGAUGGCAAAAUAAGAGGCAGGAUUUUUUAAAUUUAUUGUACGUCCAUUAUGGCAAUCGAUGUCUAAAUAUUUAGAUAACAGGUUAUAAGAAUAAGUGGAUUAUCUUGAUGAAACAAUCUAGAAGUGGGAAGAAAUUGCUAAUUCUGAAUGA